This is a messenger RNA of Mauremys reevesii (Reeves's turtle), 4000 nucleotides long. It is a transcript of the gene MICU1, whose product is annotated as mitochondrial calcium uptake 1. Gene Ontology annotation, molecular function: calcium ion binding. NCBI's taxonomy places the organism in Eukaryota, Metazoa, Chordata, Testudines, Geoemydidae. The transcript has 13 exons. Gene Ontology annotation, cellular component: uniplex complex. The record is from RefSeq and is a predicted model, not a curated record. Bases 165 to 1802 code for a protein of 545 amino acids. Gene Ontology annotation, biological process: calcium import into the mitochondrion; mitochondrial calcium ion homeostasis.
GCUAUGACAUCACAUGGGGACGUCAUCACGUGUGGGUUCGGCCUGACAAUGCCGUCACAGAGAGGCGGAGGUCAAGGCGCAGGGAAUGGCAGAACGCCACAGCCCUACCUCACAGCGAGGGGCCGCCCCGUCUUGUCCCGGCUCUGGUCCGCCACCAUCCCAGCAUGCCUCUGCCUCCGGAAGAGCGGCGGGGGCGGGGCCUUUCUGUACGCCGCUCCAGUGUUCUCUGUAGUAGGGAAGGCGGAGCUGGUUGCUGGGGCAGGGGGUUGUGGCGGUGGCGCUGUCGCUGCGGAGCCCGGGGCAGCAGGAUGUUUCGCCUUCGAUUUCUUGCUGCUGUGGCAGGCUUAGAGGCUGUUUCCCGAUGUUACCAUGGAAUGGCACAUCCCACCAGAAGCAGGCAAAGACUUAUGAUGGCAGCUUUCAUAGGAACAACUGCAGCAACAGCGAGUGCUGGACUCCUAUGGAAGAGAGCCCAUGCAGAAGCACCGUCAUCUGUAAAACACAAUGCAAGGACAGAAACUAAUGAAAAAGUGAAGGACCAAGAAGAGGAGGAGAAUGGCGAUGAUAGAAAGACUGUCGAGUCAAGUGGUGGAGGGGCUCAGCCCGAAGAGAAGAAGAAGAAACAACGUUCUGGAUUUAGAGAUCGUAAGGUGAUGGAGUAUGAGAACAGGAUACGAGCCUACUCCACUCCAGACAAAAUCUUCAGAUACUUUGCCACCUUGAAAGUAAUACAUGAACAUGGAGAAUCGGAGGUGUUUAUGACACCACAAGAUUUUGUGAGAUCCAUUACUCCUAAUGAAAAACAACCAGAACACCUAGGCCUGGAUCAGUUUGUAGUGAAGCGGUAUGAUGGAAAGACAGAGGUAACAGAUGGGGGCAGUCGUGCAGCUGGACCUUCCUGUGGCAGUAAGUUAUCCCAAGAACGAGAGAAGUUUGCUGAUGAAGACAGUAUAUUUUAUACACUUGGAGAAUGUGGACUCAUCUCUUUUUCUGACUACAUCUUCCUCACUACAGUUCUCUCCACUCCCCAGAGGAAUUUUGAAAUUGCCUUCAAGAUGUUUGAUUUGAAUGGUGAUGGUGAAGUGGACAUGGAGGAGUUUGAACAGGUCCAGAGCAUUAUUCGCUCCCAAACCAGCAUGGGCAUGCGUCACAGAGAUCGUUCUACUACAGGAAAUACUCUAAAGACUGGCUUCAACUCUGCCCUGACGACAUACUUUUUUGGAUCAGAUCUGAAAGGAAAGCUGACAAUCUCAAACUUCUUAGAGUUCCAGCGCAAACUUCAACAUGAUGUUCUAAAGCUUGAGUUUGAAAGGCAUGAUCCUGUGAAUGGGCGGAUCACUGAGCGUCAGUUUGGUGGCAUGCUGCUGGCCUAUAGUGGAGUGCAGUCAAAGAAACUCACUCUCAUGCUGAAGCAACUCAGGAAACAUUUUCAAGAAGGAGAGGGGCUGACGUUUGCGGAGGUGGAAAGCUUUUUUACUUUUCUGAAGAAUAUAAAUGAUGUGGACACAGCUUUGAGCUUUUACCACAUGGCUGGAGCUUCUCUUGAUAAAGUUACCAUGCAGCAGGUAGCCAGGACAGUGGCAAAAGUGGAGCUCUCAGACCAUGUGUGUGAUGUGGUGUUUGCUCUUUUUGAUUGUGACGGGAAUGGAGAGUUGAGUAACAAGGAGUUUGUUGCCAUUAUGAAGCAGCGACUUAUGAGAGGUUUGGAGAAGCCCAAAGACAUGGGAUUUACACGACUCAUGAGGGCAAUGUGGAAAUGCGCACAGGAGACAGCUUGGGACUUUGCUAUGCCCAAACAAUAACUGCCGUAAAUGGAAGAACCUGGUUUACAACAUGUUAUUGGGGCCAUAAAUCUAUCUGUAUUGCUCCUGCAAAACAGGCCAUUGUCAAUGCUCUGCAGAUGAACACUCUUCACACAGAAAUCUACUGAAUGAUAACAGACCCAUUGCUACACUGAACUAGAAAAAAACCACCCAAAAGACACAGACUAUUAACAAGUGGAGUUUUUCCAAACACCAGAACAGAAAUUGGAGCCUAUUGUAUAUUCUACUUUAAUUUUUCCACUGCUAAUGCCUCUUUAAUAUUAAUCUCUCAGGAAAAUUACAAGAAUAAUUAGUUCUGUGUAUUGAAGCCACCAGUUUCAUCUCCAUGGUAUGCUCCAGUGUCCAACAAAACCAGGAUUUUAUGCAGAAUUGAAUAUGGAUAGCUUCAGAGAACAAUCUUGGUCAGAACAGUCCCAUAUGUGUCAAGCAGUGGGACAGAAAUGCCUAGCAAAUCUACUAGUAGCAAAUCCUAGUCUUUUGCUCCUGAAUUAUUUUUAGUUUAGAUUUUAAGCAUUAUUUACCAAAAAAAAGUGUGUUUACAGUGAGCUUUUGAAAGAGAGCUGAGUUUAUAGAAAACAAUAUCAAGCUUUGUUUGUUACGGAAGCUGUCCAUAUGAUUAAGGGCACAGGGGUAUCUUGCAAGCUUGGUGUGAAAUAGGGAUAUGCCUGGUCAAGCAGGGGGUUGUCUGAGGCUUAGUUACUGCCUUGGAUAUAAGGAGUUUAAAAUGGCUUAAUUUUUUCCCUCCUUUCUCCUCCCUCAGAAGAACCCUGCCUUGCAUAAGCAACCUAACGUAUAUGCUCUUUGUAAUUCUCUUUUUAAUAAGGGGCUCCUCCCCCUAUGAGACUGUCCUUCUAUAUGGGGUAUUGGCUUUAAGGCUGCUAUUUACUGAAUGCUUGAACAUUGUAAAAUAUUACUUUAAUUACACUGGUUCACAACAAAAGCAAAUGCUCAUCUUUCAUCUGUGUUUAUGGGAACCCUCGUGACUUUAAGUCACAUGUUGACUUGCUACCAACAAAGUCAAAAAAAUCUGAAUCUCUCUCUGCUGAAAAUGAACUCCUACUAAAUGUAAAAGGAGAUAACACAAAGCAUCAGUUUUAGAGAAGGCUAGAGGGUGGAAUUCUGUGCAUCGUCCGUUCUCACUCACUGGUAAAUGUGCUGCUUGUUUUGUAAGGAUCUGUCGACUGAGGUUUUAUGUGGCCAGUGUUUGGCAAAAAAUCUGAUAACACAGUGUACCCUAAAGUACAUUGAUUAGAAAGAUACCUUCCCCCUUUCACCUCCACACUUCAACUCUAAGUCUGACAUUGUUAAAUAUUUAGCCUUCCCUAGCUAAUCUAAUAACUUGUCUAUGUGUGGCAUGAAGUAUGCAUCCAGAUCGGAAAUAGCGUUAUUUAACCCCAUGGAAAUCAAGACAGAAAUGGAUUGUCCCAUCAGGUUUGGGCACCAGUACAACAGGGCUAUACCAAUCACUUUGAGACACCUUUGUGAUACCUACUUUGAGCAUCUCUCAAACUUCCCAUGCAAUUGCUUCCUGCAUUUUUUUCUGGGUUGGUACAAGUAUGAUGAGAAAUAGUUUUUCCUGAGGCUGAUGAAAACCCAUCUUAAAAACAUAUUAGUUCCUGGGCUUGUUAUUCUGUUAAGCUCUCAGAAGAACCCAUUUCAUCCAGUGCCAAAGGCCCUAGAACCUCAGGACCUAGAUUUAGCAUCUUGUCUGGAUUGACAAGGAAACUUUCCCACUCCCACCAGGUUUCAACAGGUUCACAUGAAAGAUGUUUUUUCCUUUUCUUUUGUUGAAUUAGUCUUGGGUGCAAAUAAUUUAGCAAUUUAGCAUGUACAAGUCCAAGUGUUGUCAAAUAAAAAGAUAUAGCUCCUCUCUAUAGUCACAUCAAGUAUGUGAAACAAUAGACUGUCUGUAAACUAUCAAACCCCAACCACAUUGCAUAACUGAGUAUUACAGUGCUCCUAAUUCACUUAACAAAUCCUAACUCUAGAGCAUUAAUGUAAUCUAUUUUAAUGAGAGAGAGUGCCACAGAGCUCAGGUGACCUGAAGAAGAGCUCUGUGGAGCCUGAAAGCUUGUCUCUUUCACCAACAGAAGUUGGUACAAUAAAAGAUUUUACCUCACCCAUCUUGUCUCUCAUAUCCUGGGACUAACAUGGCAACAACAUGCGGACAUCUAUUU